AUGACAAGUUCGAAAAGAAGUAAAUUGCCUUGUGCAACAUGUGGUAAAGCAAUAGGCAUAUUUACAUGUCGAAGAUGUAAAAAAGAUUUUUGUUCUCGACAUUCUAUUGAACAUCGACAAACAUUGGGUAAACAAAUGGACGAGAUAAUUGUUGAUCAUGAUCAACUUCAACAAAAUCUUGUUGAUGGUACAAAAGAACCUCGUCGUUAUCCAAUAAUAAAACAGAUGGAUGAUUGA
Molecule: messenger RNA, 237 nt
Organism: Rotaria sordida
Lineage: Eukaryota; Metazoa; Rotifera; Eurotatoria; Philodinida; Philodinidae
Source: the annotation of a GenBank genome assembly